This is a messenger RNA of Didymosphaeria variabile, 2982 nucleotides long. RefSeq lists its product as uncharacterized. NCBI's taxonomy places the organism in Eukaryota, Fungi, Ascomycota, Dothideomycetes, Pleosporales, Didymosphaeriaceae. The transcript has 11 exons. Gene Ontology annotation, molecular function: ABC-type transporter activity; ATP hydrolysis activity; ATP binding. Bases 1 to 2982 code for a protein of 993 amino acids. Gene Ontology annotation, biological process: transmembrane transport. Gene Ontology annotation, cellular component: membrane. The record is from RefSeq and is a predicted model, not a curated record.
AUGGCCUUUACUGCUCCACUAUUAUCGCCAAUCCUUACCUUUGCGGUAUUCUCUAUUCUUGCGCAGAAGAGCAACGGCAAUAGCACACUUGAUACAGCCAAGGUCUUCACAUCCCUAUCGCUCUUUACGCUAUUGUCGGAGCCACUUAGCUCACUGAUAAUGUCUCUUUCCUCGUUCAUGGGCGGCGUUGGAUCCUUCCAAAGAAUUCAGAAGUUCCUCGUCACUCCGACACAGGUUGAGCGACGUAGGUCCCCAUACACCGUCGGGACCAUCGGGUCGGCAUCAGACUUGGGCGACGAGUCUGACAAGGAUUCCGACAAAUCCCAGAAAAGUCGCUUCUCCUUGGAUAUCCGAGAGAUUGGCUCCUCAUCCUCAACGGCUGUGCUGAUCGAGAAUGGGGUUUUCGGGUGGAGCCAGGAAAAGCAACCAACAGGUUGCCUGCAAGCGAUAAACAUGGCUAUCCCACGAGGUAAAGUUACCAUGGUCGUGGGUCCGGUAGGGUGCGGCAAAUCCACCUUGAUCAAGGCUAUCCUGGGCGAGCUCCCGGUUAUGGGUGGCACUGUCCAACUCUCCUCCCUGCGCAUCGCCUUGUGUGACCAAACGCCAUGGCACGUGAACGGCACAGUACAACAAAGUAUCAUCGGCGCAUCGGAUUUCGAUCAGCGAUGGUAUGCAGCAGUCGUUCGCAGUUGCGCUUUGGACGAGGAUCUGCGUCAACUGCCGCAAGGCGACCAGACGCAGGUCGGGAGUAAGGGUAUCGCCCUGAGUGGGGGUCAGAGCCAGCGUAUUGCUCUCGCCAGAGCGGUAUAUGCUCAGAAGGAUAUCGUCAUCCUCGAUGAUUGCCUUAGUGGACUGGACGGUCAGACCGAGAAUCGUGUCUGGCACAGUCUCUUCGGCCGUAAUGGUCUUCUCCGAAGAUGCAGGUCCACUGUUCUUGUCGCGUCUUCGUCAGCAAAGCGCUUGCCGUAUUGCGACCACAUCGUCGCGCUCAGCAAGGAAGGCAGCAUCGCCGAACAAGGCACCUUUGACAAAUUGAACGGAACUGGUGGUUAUGUGGCUGACUUUGACUUGCCGCCUCCCGACUGGGACUUCACCCCAGAAAAGCACAUCUACGAAGCGCCGCCUAGAUACUCCGAGCGUGCGAACAAUGGCAUGGUCACCGAGCAAGACAUACAGGCAGAGACAAAUCGUCGCACGGGCGAUGUGGCCAUUUACUAUUACUACAUUAAGUCAGUGGGUUGGACUGCCGCCCUCAUCUUCAUGGUCUCGGUUACGCUGUUCAUCUUCGGCCAGUCAUUCCCUACGAUCUGGGUGAAGAUGUGGGCCGAGUACAACAGUGAGCACCCCAACCAGCGACUUGGUUACUACCUUGGUGUUUAUGCCGCCCUUGGUGUCGGAGCGAUGAUCUUCCUGCUCAUCAGCUGCUGGCAACUAAUCAUCGAAAUGGUUCCGCGUUCCGGUAUCGCUUUCCAUAAGAGACUUCUUGACACCGUGCUUGGCUCUCCGAUGUCGUUCUUUGCAUCCACCGACACCGGUGUGACGCUGAACCGCUUCAGCCAGGAUCUCAUGCUCAUUGACAUGGAGUUGCCUGUUUCCGCUUUGAACACUUUUGCCACUUUCAUCUUGUGUAUCGCCCAGAUGAUCCUCAUCGCGGUUGCUGCCCCAUUCGCGACCAUUUCUUUCCCCGUGGUUGGUGGAGCUGUUUUUGUCAUCCAGAAGUUCUAUCUGCACACCUCGCGACAGCUACGGUUCCUCGACUUGGAGGCAAAGUCGCCACUAUACACACAGUUUAACGAGAUGUUGGAGGGUCUAGCCACUAUCCGAGCUUUCGGGUGGCAGAGCUUCCUCGAGGAGAAAGCGAAAGACCUGUUGGAUCGCAGCCAACGUCCCUUCUAUCUGCUUUUUGCUGUGCAACGUUGGUUGACUCUAGUAUUGGAUCUCAUUGUUGCUGCCGUCGCAACAAUCCUCAUCAUACUCGUGGUCGCGCUGAAAGGCAAGCUCAGUGCCGGCUACGUCGGUGUCGCUCUCCUCAACGUCAUCCUCUUCUCUCAGAGCAUCAAGUUGCUCAUCCAUUGGUGGACGCAGCUGGAAACGCACAUCGGAAGCGUGGCGCGCAUCAAGACCUUCACGACAGAUGCUAUCAGCGAAGACUUGGAGGAAGAGGACCAGGUGCCACCUCCGAACUGGCCCAGCGAUGGCAAGAUCGAGUUCAAGGAUGUUACCGCAUGUUACCGGCCCUAUGAGCCUGUAAUCUCUAAAUUCUCCAUCUCGAUCGCGCCGGGCGAGAAGGUUGCUAUUGUUGGCCGCACUGGAAGCGGCAAGUCUUCGCUUGUUCUAUCACUUUUCCGUAUGAUUGAGCUCUCGGCUGGAACCAUCACGAUCGACGGCCUCCCUCUCCACCGCAUCGCUCGCCAGACUGUCCGAUCAAGACUGAUCGGUCUGCCCCAAGACGCGUAUCUUCUACCAGGUUCCAUUCGGCUGAAUGCCGACCCAUUGCAGCAGAGUGACGACAAAGCCAUUAUGCAGGCGCUCAAGGACGUGCAGCUUUGGGACACCGUCGUAAGUAAAGGCGACGAGACCAAGUACGCGCAUCCGCUCGAUGUCAAUGUCGAAGACUUGCACUUUUCGCAUGGGCAACGGCAGCUCUUCUGUCUUGCUCGCGGGCUCUUAAGGAAGGACAAGGGGAGUGUCCUGGUCCUCGACGAAGCCACUAGCAAUCUUGAUCACGCUUCCGACUCUCAGGUCCAGCGCUUACUGCGCUCAAAGUUCACAGCCCACACUAUCAUUGCUGUCGCCCAUAAACUCGAUACUAUUCUCGACUUUGACAAGGUCAUCGUCAUGAACCAGGGUCAGCUUGUCGAGUACGGCGAGCCGUACAAGCUACUUGAUCGCGAAGGUAGCUGGUUCAAGUCACUGUACGAGGAUGUAUCGCUGAACGUGGGACCCUCGGGUGAGGAUGAUAUCCUGGAGAUCGCGCAGUGA